Molecule: messenger RNA, 1224 nt
Organism: Limulus polyphemus (Atlantic horseshoe crab)
Lineage: Eukaryota; Metazoa; Arthropoda; Merostomata; Xiphosura; Limulidae
Product: opioid growth factor receptor-like protein 1
Exons: 5
Coding region: 27-611 (194 amino acids)
Cellular component (GO): membrane
Molecular function (GO): opioid growth factor receptor activity
Source: RefSeq, a predicted model, not a curated record
ACACAGAAGCUGAUGAUCCCACGCUCAUGGACAAUUAUUUGUUCUACUCUAAUCAGAUUCCUAUGAGGCCCGAUGGUCUUUAUAUCGAAGAGAUUUUGAAAAAUUGGUUCGGCGACUAUGAUAAGCUCGAAUACACUCACAGUUAUAUUCAGUGGCUCUUUCCAAUCAGAAAGAAAGGUCUAAAUGCAGAAGCUCAAGCUCUUCAGCUCCACGAAGCAAAGGCUAUCAAAAGUGAUCCACAGAUCAGAGAUCGAAUUCUUGGAGCCUACAACAUGAUGUUGGAUUUUUAUGGAAUAGAACUUGUAAAUAAACUCACGGGAGAAGUGAAACGAGGAAACAACUGGGAGGAAAGAGUCAAGAGCCUAAACAAAUAUCUUCAUAACUACUUACGGAUUACCCGGAUCCUAAAAUUUCUUGGUGAAGUGGGAUUUGAAGAGUUUAAAUGCCCCCUAGUGGAGUUUCUCCUUCUUGAGUGCCUAAAAGAAAAGUCUUUGACAGAAGCUAAAAUAUCUCUCAGAGACUAUUGGACUUGUGUACUACGAAACGAAGCAGAUCGUACUUACAUACUACGUCUUCUCAAUCAGUUUUGGCCUAACUACGAAUCAUUUUGAAAAACAAUUAACUUCGCCAUGAUGAGAAGAGCUGUAAGACACUGGCACAAACGAACGGAGUAACGAAUUCAAACAAACAAAAAAUUAAUUAUAAUAUCAGGAAAAAAAUGUGCCUGCGAUUUUUGAGAGACUAUAAAAUAACAGAACCCUAAAAGUCAUGUUUACAUAUUUACAGUUAAACUAUAAUUUUUGUUUUACGUGAACAUUUAUAAAACUACCCAUUUUGUUUUCUAUAAACACUUUUAAGGCUUUUCCCUUUCCGUGAGCACUUCUAACGUUUUACCUUUUGUCUUCUGUGGACACUUUUUGUAAAACUUCCAAUUUUGUUUUCCUUAAACACUUGUAAAACGUUCCUGUAGUUUAAAACAAAAGUUUAUCCUUGCUUUACGGAGCUAGUCAAUUUUGCCAUGUGAAUUAAAGGAUCCAUAUUUUUGUCGUCAAAUUUGAAAACCUUGGAUGUAUGUUAUACACCGUUAGCUGGAAUAUAUCCUCAUGUAAACGAGGGGAUGUUUUUUUUUUGUUGUUGUUGUUGUUGUCGUUUUUCCAUGUAUGCUUUUCCACUUUCCUAAAAGACUAUUUUAUGUUGUCUAAAUAAAGCAAUUAUCAGUUAUAA